Messenger RNA from Bemisia tabaci, 901 nucleotides. The record is from RefSeq and is a predicted model, not a curated record. Lineage: Eukaryota; Metazoa; Arthropoda; Insecta; Hemiptera; Aleyrodidae.
AAUAAAUGUUCUUGUUCUUGUUAUUCGGUGCUCCUCAAAUAGUGCAGAUGUAAACAUAAUUAAGGUCAAACUUUAAGGAAUAAGUGUAAUUGUUGAAACAAAUUUAAGUACAUUGGAAUCGAAUCGUGUUAUCCUCGGAGUUUUAGUGGAUUAUAGUGAUAAUAUUUCUCAACUCUUAUCUUCAGUGGGCCGAAUCAUAAUAUCAUCAGUGGUCGAGAGUUUGAGACGAUGGUGCUUCAGUUUGCUCGUCGUCCGCCCGCGUCACUGAUCGAUCCUCGUAGCGUUUCUCGUUUUCUUUUCCCAGUUGCAUCGGAAAGAACAAUGUCUUCUAGUCCAAGCAAAAAGCUUGAAGUUCUAGUCACAAGAUCGGACUACUUACCAUCAUCCAUCGAACUCUUACGACAACAUUUUGAUGUUGAGUGUUGGGAUAAUGUCAACAAUGGUCCAUUGAAGAAGGAAAAAUUUUUGCAGCUCAUCAAAGGAAAGUUUGGCGUGUACACAAGCACCAGUGAGCCUGUAGAUGAAGAUGUGAUCGCUGCUGGAGUUCCGUCUUUGCGGGUGGUGAGCACGAUGUCAGUUGGUGUUGAUCAUGUUUGCCUACAAGCCCUUAAAGAUAACAAUGUGCGACUCGGAUACACUCCUGGAGUUUUAACGGAAGCUACAGCAGAACUCACUGUGGCCCUGCUGUUGGCAACCUCUCGAAGACUGAUGGAAGCUGCCGCCAAUGUCAAAAACGGAGGAUGGACCUCAUGGUCACCCCAAUGGUUGAAUGGUCAAGGACUGCAUGGCUCUAUUGUUGGUAUUGUCGGUUAUGGUAGAAUUGGGCAUUCAAUCGCAGUUAAAUUAAAAGGAUUUUCACCCAAGCAGAUCCUGUACACAAGUCGGAAAGAAAAACCAGAGG